Messenger RNA from Archocentrus centrarchus (flier cichlid), 3343 nucleotides. RefSeq names its product uronyl 2-sulfotransferase a (gene usta). Bases 141 to 1352 code for a protein of 403 amino acids. The record is from RefSeq and is a predicted model, not a curated record. Gene Ontology annotation, molecular function: sulfotransferase activity. NCBI's taxonomy places the organism in Eukaryota, Metazoa, Chordata, Actinopteri, Cichliformes, Cichlidae. The transcript is spliced from 8 exons. Gene Ontology annotation, cellular component: membrane.
GUUCGAGCACCGGAGAAGAUCUGGGUGCCAGCGCGUCUCCAAAUUAACUGUCCGUCUGCCUCAAAUGAUCUCAAAGCGACAAGUUUCACUUUCCACAGGCGGAUGGGUGACUUUCCGCAGAGCUUUGUGAGGAGAAGAGGAUGAAGAAUUUCAGCAGCAGUACCCCUCACAGCCAUAGCCAGACUCCCAACCACAUCAGAGAGCGAAACAGCAGAAAGUACAGCUUACUCUCUCUUUUACCUUUGCGAUUUUCCCUCCGAGGUUAUGGGUUCUGCAUGGCUGCGCUGUUUCUCUUCUGUUUCGGCUCCCUUUUUUACCAGCUGAACGGAGGACCUCCUAAAAUCCUGAUAGACAUCAGACAGUAUCUCGGUGGAUCCACAUAUCUGGAUGACCACGGACAGCCUGCUCCCAGAGUGCUCCCAUUCCCAAGCCAGGUGAUUUAUAAUCGUGUGGGGAAGUGCGGCAGCCGGACGGUGGUCAUCUUACUGAGGUUACUCGCUGAGAAACACCAGUUUAACCUGGUCUCCUCUGACAUCCACAAUAAAACACGCCUUACUAAGCAUGAGCAGGUGGACCUCAUGAAGAACAUCAGUAGUAUCCCCCAGCCAUUCCUCUAUACCCGCCAUGUUCACUUCCUCAACUUUACAAGGUUCAGGAUAGAGCAGCCUGUGUAUAUCAAUAUAAUCCGGGACCCCAUCAAUCGCUUCCUCUCCAACUAUUUCUUCCGUCGCUUUGGUGACUGGAGGGGCGAGCAGAACCACCUAAUCCGAACUCCAGGGAUGAAAGAUGAUGAGAGAUACCUGGAUAUUAAUGUGUGCAUCCUAGAGAAUUACCCUGAGUGCUCCAACCCUAGGGUUUUCUAUAUCAUUCCCUACUUCUGUGGACAGCAUCCUCAGUGCAGAGAGCCGGGCGUAUGGGCUUUGGAGAGGGCCAAACAGAAUGUGCUGGAGAACUACCUCCUUGUUGGUAUCUUGGAGGAGCUCGAGGAUGUUCUGCUCCUAUUGGAGAGGCUCUUACCUCAUUAUUUUACUGGAGUACUCAACAUCUACAAAAGCCCUGAUUAUAGGAAAAUGGGGAACAUGACGGGCACUGUGCGUAAACAAACACCCACUUUGGAGGCCCUGCAGGUGCUGUAUCACCGCAUGCGCUACGAGUACGAGUUCUACAAUUUUGUCCGUGACCAGUUCCACCUCACAAAGAAAAAAAUUGGCCUAAAGUCUGUAUCCAAACCCCCCGCCUAUUCAAAUGAUUUCCUGCGAGAACUGGCCCUUCGAACUCCAGAACCUCUGGAUGAAGACGAGGAGCUGGAAACGGACCUGGAGGAUGCAAAUAGCUGGCUGGUUCAUCCCUAAGGGAUGCUUGAUGAACAGUGGAUGCACCCAUAUAAAGGCUGCUUGGCUGGGAUUGGCUGAGGACAAAGGGGAGUGUUCGCCAUCUUUCAGCAUUGUCAGGAGACGUGAGGUGGGACUCCUAACAUGACAGGCUCAGCACUGAAGACUGUAGGGUUGAGUGAUUGGAUGGACAAAAAUGCUCUAUUUAUAAAUUGACCAAGGGCAAUGGGAAAUAAUAUUAAACUCAAUCUGCUUGACUCGUUUUCUUUUGUAAUUUGAGCUUGUUUUUGGGUUAAAAACCAUAUUGUCACUGUAAUCUCCAGGAGAGGUUAGUGCAACAUUUGGACAGCUAAAUGUGAUUGGAAACAUGCUAAAUGUUGUUGCCAGGUUGUUUACUGUAGGAGGGGAAUUAAUGGCAACGCCCAAGACAUGUUCCUACAUUAUGAGAGGGUUGAUGUCCUAAAAACUGGAUGUGGUUGUGAAUUUUUAAAGUGCCAUAAGCCUUUUAGGUAUAUUAGUCUUCCAGGGCUGUUGUCAAACCUCAUGAAGGGUUCUGGAAUCUGUGGCAGGAACGUCUGUGCACAGUUGGCAGACUUGUGACAUAGUUCAUUUGUUAUAGUAUUGGUUUAUAACAUUUUGUGUCAUUUGUAAACUACUAUUACAGUAGGUGUAAAUGAGGGUUAAACUGUAAGCACUCAAAUAUGAAUUCAGAGAAUUCCAAAUGUGUGCAUGAAUGAUUGAGUUUGACCAAACAAGCUGUGUAUUUUAGCAAAGAUAUUUGACAGGCUACUGAGUUAAAAGCUAAAAGCCUUUAUGAAACCUGCACUCCCCUCCAAAUGUAUUGGAACAGUGAGGCCAAUACCUUUAUUUUUGCUGUCAACUGAAAACAUUUGAGUUUGACAUUAAAAGAUGAAUAUGAGACAAAAGACCACAUCUCAGCUUUUAUUUCCAGGUAUUUACAUCUGAAUCUGAUACACAGUUCAGGAGAUAACACCUUUUGCUUGGAUUCACCCAUUUUUCUUGUGAGAAAAAUAUUGGAACAUGUGAUUGACGGGUGUGUUUUGUUGCCCAGGUGUGUCCUUUUACAUUGAUUAUUCAAACAAUAAACAGUGCUGAAUGAUUUGGGUUUUUCCUGUGUGGAUUAUACAUUUAUAGUUAAACCAGAGCACUGUUUAUGGGUGAAAAACAAGGAAUUGUGAAGCUGAGAGAGAAUGGAAAAUCAAUCAGAGCUAUUGCACAAACAUUGGCCAUAGCCAGUACAACCGAAUGCCCUGAAGAAAAUAGUCAUCACUGGUGAACUAAGUAACAGAUGUCAAACAGGUCGACCAAGAAUGGCAGAAACAUUGUAAGUGCUGUAAAGAAAGACCCUAAAACACCUGUUAGUGACAUCAGCAACAACCUCCAGAGGGCAGGAGUGAAAGUAGCACAAUCUACUGUUCACAGAAGACUUCAUGAACAAAAGUACAAAGGCUUCAUCAGAAGAUGCAAACCACUAAUUAGCAAGAAGAAGGUAGGUCAGGAAGGUCAGGCUGGAAUUUGCUAAAAAAAAAAAAAAAAAAAUACAGAGGCAAGCCUCAGAAACUCUGGGACAAAGUUUAUAGACCGAUGAGACAAAGAUGAACUUUUACCAAGGUGAUGAAAAGGCUAAAGUUUGGCAAGCUGCCACACUGCCAAAGCUACAGAGGAGCUCAUCAGGGGCAAGAAGUGGAAGGUUUUAGACCAGCCUAGUCAAUCUCCAGACUUAACCCUACAGAGCAUUUUACCUGCUAAAGAGGAGACUGAAGGGAGUAACCCCCCCAAUACAAACUGAAAAACAUCUGAAAACCUGGAAAAGCAUCACAAUAGAAGAAUGCAAAAGUUUAGUGAUGUCAGUGGGUUACAGGCUUGAUGCAGUUAAUGCAAGCAAAGGAUCUGCAACUAAAUAUUAAAACAGAUUAAAGUGAAUAAGACUCAAGUUUUUCUGUUCCGACAAAAGGUGCUAUCUUCUGAACUGUGUAUAAGAUCCGGAUUUA